Molecule: messenger RNA, 930 nt
Organism: Otolemur garnettii (small-eared galago)
Lineage: Eukaryota; Metazoa; Chordata; Mammalia; Primates; Galagidae
Product: olfactory receptor 2AP1
Exons: 1
Coding region: 1-930 (309 amino acids)
Biological process (GO): G protein-coupled receptor signaling pathway
Cellular component (GO): membrane
Molecular function (GO): olfactory receptor activity; G protein-coupled receptor activity
Source: RefSeq, a predicted model, not a curated record
AUGAAAAACAAAACCAUGUUGACUGAGUUCAUCCUUCUGGGUCUAACAAAUGUCCCUGAACUCCAAGUGGCAGUUUUCAUCUUUCUUUUCCUUGCCUAUUUACUCAGCAUCAUUGGAAAUCUGACUAUCUUCAUCCUCACCUUGCUGGAUUCCCGUCUUCAGACCCCCAUGUAUUUCUUUCUCCGGAACUUCUCCUUCUUGGAAAUUUCCUUCACAAACAUCUUCAUUCCCAGAGUCCUGAUUAGCAUCUCAACAGGGAACAAGAAUAUCAGCUUUGCUGGCUGCUUCACUCAGUAUUUCUUUGCCAUAUUCCUUGGGGCAACAGAGUUUUACCUUCUAGCUGCCAUGUCCUAUGACCGCUAUGUGGCCAUCUGCAAACCCCUGCAUUAUGCAACCAUCAUGAGCAACAGGCUCUGUACCCAACUGGUUCUCUGCUGUUGGCUGGCCGGGUCAAUGGCUAUCAUACCACCAAUCAUCCUGAUGAGUCAGCAGGACUUUUGUGCAUCCAACAGGCUGGAUCACUAUUUCUGUGACUAUAAGCCUCUUCGGGAGCUCUCCUGUUCAGACACAAGCCUCAUAGAGAGGGUUGUUUUCCUUGUGGCAUUUUUGACCCUGGGGGCCACUCUCAUGAUAGUGAUUCUCUCUUAUACAUUCAUCAUCAAGACUAUUCUGAAGCUCCCCUCUGCCCAGCAAAGGACAAAAGCCUUUUCUACUUGUUCUUCCCACAUGAUUGUCAUUUCCCUGUCUUAUGGAAGCUGCUUCUUCCUUUAUGUUAUGCCUUCAGCAAAAGAAGGGGAUACAUUCAACAAGGCAGUAGCUCUACUUAUUACUUCAGUUGCCCCUUUGUUGAACCCCUUCAUUUAUACCCUACGGAACCAACAGGUAAAACAAGCCUUCAAGGAUAUAGUCAAAAAGCUUAUAAAUCUUUAA